Messenger RNA from Amyelois transitella, 2778 nucleotides. RefSeq names its product proton-coupled zinc antiporter SLC30A9, mitochondrial (gene ZnT49B). Gene Ontology annotation, molecular function: monoatomic cation transmembrane transporter activity. Gene Ontology annotation, cellular component: membrane. NCBI's taxonomy places the organism in Eukaryota, Metazoa, Arthropoda, Insecta, Lepidoptera, Pyralidae. The coding region runs from base 288 to 2042 and encodes 584 amino acids. The transcript has 12 exons. Gene Ontology annotation, biological process: zinc ion transport; transmembrane transport. The record is from RefSeq and is a predicted model, not a curated record.
UCAGAUGUCUAAUUAGGUGCAGCUUAAAGAGAAGCAGUGUUUCUCCAGCUUUUUCUGUUGUAAUAUUUACCAUUUAAAGAAGAGUUUGUUGCCGAGUGUGGUGGGAAACUAUUAUGAAUUAGACUACUUAUAUUCAAUUUUAUUUAUACUAAAACACCUUCAUUGACCAAAGAAAACCUCAAAUGAUACUGGUGUCUGUUUCGGAUUUUCGGUAUGACUUGAUGACAAAACUGUAAAAUAGAAAGAUUAAUAUAUUUUAACGGAUAUAUUCAUAUAAAGUUAUCAUCAUGAUACCUACAUUAGUAGUUAAGUGUUUAUAUCGAAAGCUUGGAAGACGAACUGUGGAGCUAAAGCAAUUCCACUCUAUGAUUAAUGUGCUUCCUAAUACGUACCGCCACGACGCCUUUCGUGUAGCCGACACAAAACUAUGGAGGCAUAUAAAUACAACAGCUUAUAUCAGAGAAAAGAGUAAACCAGUGAAAGAUGUCAAAAUUCAAGAUAAAGUUGUAACGAAAGGUGAUUCUACUGAAAAAGUUAUCAAACAAAGUGCAACGGGGGAUAUUAUAGUCAAGACUGAAACUGAUGUUAAUAAAAUAGUAACUAAAGUCACGAUAGAAAAAACUGAUACUAAAGCAGUACCACCGCCAAGUCCACCUCCUAAACCCCCAGCAAAGAAAAGACUAUUGAUAGAUUUCUCUGCAUCUUACACUGAACGUAACUUUAUUACACCAAUGAGAGCUAUGACGGAGUAUUUGCUUAAGCAAUCUGAUUUGGAAACUCUGCCAAAAGUGUUAAGGAGAUCACCAUAUGAAUCUGAACCUCCAAUAACUGUGUAUUAUAGGAAAGAUGUUGAGGCCAAGGCUAUUGAGGUCUGGGGAUCAAGGGAGGCUUUAGAAAAAGAACUCUUAAGGAGAGAAUUGGAUAGACGAAGAUAUGAACAAGAUGUAUUUACUGUGAAGAGAAGAUUACGAAAUUAUCGAAGAGAAAUGAGCCAUAAGCGCAUCAGACCUGAGGUGGAAGAAUUAGGUCUCAAAACCAGAUCAGGGCGAGUGGUCCUAACUGCCAUAGGAAUCAAUGGCUGCAAUUUCUUGUUCAAAUUGUGUGCAUGGUUCUACACUGGAUCUCAUAGCUUGUUCUCUGAAUGUAUACACUCUUUGGCUGAUACAGUGAAUCAGCUGAUAUUAGCAUAUGGAAUUCACAAAUCAGUUCAAAUGGCGGACCCAGAUCACCCAUAUGGAUACACAAACAUGCGAUAUGUAUCAUCCCUGAUAUCAGGUGUAGGGAUCUUUUGUGUAGGAAGUGGACUAUCAUUUUACCAUGGAGUCAUGGGCAUUUUGGAUCCACAACCAUUACAUGACUUUUACUGGGCUUACUUUGUACUGGGUGGGGCAGUUGUAUCUGAAGGAGCAACCUUAAUGGUUGCUCUGAACGCCGUUCGGAAGGGUGCAAAAGAAGCAAAUGUUCCAUUAUAUGAGUAUGUGAUACGCAGUUCAGACCCGUCUGUAAACGUCGUGUUAUUGGAAGACACAGCGGCGGUAGCGGGCGUGACCGUGGCGGCGUCGUGUAUGGCGAUCUCGCAGUACACCGGCAAUCCGUUGCCUGACGCCGUGGGCAGCAUCCUCGUUGGCACUUUGCUGGCCGGCGUUGCUUCUUUCAUCAUUUUGAGCAAUGUUAACGCUCUUGUUGGCAGGUCGAUCCCCCAGGAGCAGUUAGACGAAAUAAAUAGCGUUUUGGAAAGAGACUUUAUGAUUCGAGCAAUACACGAUGUAAAGGGUAUAGACAUAGGAAGUAACCUCAUUAGGUAUAAGGCUGAAGUAGAUUUUGAUGGCAGAGCUCUGACCAGAUCUUAUUUGGAGAAGCACGAUUUAAACACACUGAUGGAGGAUAUGAAGAAAAUUGACACUAUUGAUGACGUAGAAGCAUUCCUACUGAAACAUGGCGAAAAUAUUGUAGAUAUGUUGGGCGGGGAGAUCGACAGAAUAGAACUGAAAUUAAGGAAAAAGUUUCCACAAAUUCGACACUGUGAUUUGGAGAUCCUGUAAAGUUCAACUGGUUCAAACCUGCAAUAAAAACGUUAUGUUACUUUAGCUAGAUAUACUCAAGCUUUUUCCCACUGUUUAACACUAUUGUCCUACCGUGGUCGAAGUUAACUUUACAUCAAAUGUUAACUACUUAUUAAGGGUUAAAAUGUACAGCUGAAGAUAUUUGUAUAUACAUUAAUGUAUAUAAUCCCCUAUAUUACAUACGUAUUGUUUGAAAUUAAAACAAUCGGUAUUUGAAUUUACAAAUACUUGUUGAAUGCAAUGUACGUUAAAAUUGUCAAGUGUUUCUCAUUCUCUGAAGUCUUUUUCUGUGAUUUAGUUGUACAUAAAUGAAGUUAAGUUUUUGAUUAAAUACAUAGGUUUUAUAAGUCAGUGACGGCUUAGUUUUUAUUUAUUUUGAUGUGUAAACUUGAUAGCUUGUAACCACCUUGGAACUUAGGAAAUACAGAAAUACAUAAAAACUCGUUGAAUUAUAAUUUAAUUAGUACAAAAAAUAACAAUUUCAUUUAGCUUACAUGCUUCUGAUAUCGUCACAACAAUAAUAAUAUAGGCACAACAUUAUAAGCAAGUGCAGAGGGAAUGAAUAGAAUAUAAAUUAGAUUACAAUAAUUCAAUCCUGUGUAAUAAAUGCCAAAGAAGUCAUAUUGAAUUUAUUAAAAUCGUGUGCUGCUAUCAUAAUAAAACAACAAAAUACACUUAUUUACAAAUUCAAAACAAUUGACACUCGCAUUUGAAA